AUGCCACUCGAUACUCGCAUUCACAUCAUUGUCGUAGUCAAAUAUAGCCAGGGCAAGCCCGUUCAAAGAUACGAGACAACAGUCGCAAAUCCGUCACGGACCGCAGACCCGUCUCAUCCCUACUCGGACGGCAUCUUGCGAUUUUCAUUACGAUGCCAAAAGAUGAACAAUCAUGGCCUUUACAUGCUCGGCGUUGUGCAGACAUGUCUCCACUUCCACGGGAGCAAGAGCACCCUGGCCGUGUCCCAGUGGAAGCUGCUGUGCUUCAAUGUGCUCACCGAGACGUUUGUCCACCGGGACUACGAGAAAUGCCUCACCAGCCCCAAGUUCCACCGCCCGACCUGGGACUGGGCCGAGUGGCACAACAUCCAGGCGUGGGAUGACUACCUGGUGGUGCUGUGGCAGCCACGGCCGCACGUCAUCCACGAGCCCUGUACAUUUAGCGAACUGCUCCUGGCGACGGACAACAUCGCAUGCAUCUCCAGCUCACAGCAGACUUUCAAUGACAUUAUCCGCCCAAAGCGGUUUGAACCCGCGCUCACCAUUGACACGUUUCACCAGCGUCGGUCUGGCGUCGCCAACCACGUCUUCAUGGACGACGACUUUAUUAUCUACGCGGCGCCUGACUCGAUCCUCGUAUCGACGUUCAGAGGCGCUCGGCAUGUCACUAUUCCGCCGCCCAUGGACGGCAAUCCAAUUAAUGCACUCGCUAGUUUGCCAGCGCCAAGGCGGGCAGAGCCACCGCGGCCAGUACCGGCGUGGGACUGCGAAGUAUACACAGCGCUCGAGGCACCGCAGCUAUAUACUUAG
Akanthomyces muscarius is the source of this 810-nucleotide messenger RNA. RefSeq lists its product as uncharacterized. The coding region runs from base 1 to 810 and encodes 269 amino acids. NCBI's taxonomy places the organism in Eukaryota, Fungi, Ascomycota, Sordariomycetes, Hypocreales, Cordycipitaceae. The transcript is spliced from 2 exons. The record is from RefSeq and is a predicted model, not a curated record.